AUGAAUCCACAAAGAAUUCAACGUGCUGUCGCACCUUCAGGCUACUCAACCCCUCUUGUUCUUCCGCAAGGAAUACAAGGAAUACCUCCACAAUAUCAGUAUCGCCCAGUUCCAUACCAGUCUUAUGGACAUUCUCAGUAUAUUCAACCACAAAGGCCAACAAUGGCAAAUACAAACCAACCUCGCCCGAUUCUUGCUUCACAGCACGCUGGUCCUUCAACGGUAGCAAUAGCGCCAGUACCAACAGUAAUAAGGAAACGAAUUAAUCCCGACCCUCCUUCGAAUAUGGGUGCACAACAGUCAAAGAAAAAAAGAGCAGUUGAACGAAAUAUUCCCGAGAAGCUAAAUGCUAUUGUACCCGAGUCUCGUUUAUAUACAGAACUUCAAGAAUUUGAAAGGAGACUGGAUACGACAAUUUCAAGGAAACGUCUUGAGAUACAGGAAACUAUUAGUAAACCAAUGAGGGUAAAACGCACGCUACGAGUUUUUAUCUCCAAUACAGCAAUAAAUCAAAAUCCUGUGCAGAGGGAAACCGAUGAAAAUGAACUUGAAUAUUGUGACGCAAAUACUCCGGCUUGGAUACUUAGAAUCGAAGGAAGGUUGCUUGACUGGAAUAAGACUUCUUCUAAUCUUGAAGGUUUUGAUGGAUUUGAGAUUAAACGAAAGGGAGACACGAAUCUUAAAUGUAAAAUAUACUUUAAUAUAGAGCAUAUACCACAAAAAUAUAAAUUGUCUGAGGAGUUGGCGGACUUGCUAGACAUGCAUGAAGGAACAAAACCUGGAAUUAUUAUGGCAUUAUGGCAAUAUAUUAAGCUUUUCAAUUGUCCGCGGAUGAUAUUCCCACAAAUGCCGGAAUUGCUAAAUAAGCAUUUGCAACCUUUUGAUCCUAUAGUCAUAGAAUAUACUAUUCGAGUAGACAAAGAUUUUCAUCAAUCAAGAUAUGCUUACGAUAUUGAAGUUGAAUUUGACGACCCUAAUAAAACGAGACUUUCUUCUAUCCUUUCUAACGGUGCGAGCCAAAGGGAAAUACAAACCUUUGAUGACAAGAUUGUUCAAUGUGUACAAAGUAUAAACAAUUCGAAAACCAAACGCGACUUUUUAUUAAAUUUUGCGAAAUCUCCCGUUGAAUUUAUUAAUAAAUGGGUGGAAAGUCAAAGUCGAGAUUUAGAGUUAAUAUUAGGAGAACAUUCGGUCAAUCUUGAAGAUCAGAGAAGAUCCAAUUUUUACAAGCAAAGUUGGGUCAGCGAGGCUGUUUUUCAUUAUUCUAACGCAUUGACUCAGAAAAAAAUGCACGAAUUAUUAGGGUCAAGUAAUAGCGGUAUUAGAAAUGAACCGAAAAAGUAA
Molecule: messenger RNA, 1344 nt
Organism: Funneliformis geosporum
Lineage: Eukaryota; Fungi; Glomeromycota; Glomeromycetes; Glomerales; Glomeraceae
Source: the annotation of a GenBank genome assembly